This is a messenger RNA of Babesia bovis T2Bo, 2151 nucleotides long. Its product is annotated as putative tRNA uridine 5-carboxymethylaminomethyl modification enzyme GidA. The record is from RefSeq and is a predicted model, not a curated record. NCBI's taxonomy places the organism in Eukaryota, Apicomplexa, Aconoidasida, Piroplasmida, Babesiidae. Gene Ontology annotation, biological process: tRNA wobble uridine modification; tRNA methylation. The coding region runs from base 12 to 2111 and encodes 699 amino acids. The transcript has 7 exons. Gene Ontology annotation, molecular function: flavin adenine dinucleotide binding.
AUGAAGCAGUCAUGCAGUUAUUGCCUUUGGUCUGUGUGACUAUAUUUGUUGACUUCUCAAGAGCUCUUAGACAACGACGGGUUGUAACGCCGGCAUUCUCCUUCCCAGAUGUGGUCAUUAUCGGAGGAGGCCACGCCGGCUGCGAAGCCGCCGCGGCUUCUGCACGUGUCGGAGCUAAAACGCUCCUCAUCACCGCACGUAAGGAAACUAUAGGUGAAAUGUCCUGUAAUCCUUCCGUUGGCGGAAUUGGAAAAGGAAAUAUCGUAUGUGAAAUUGAUGCCCUAGACGGGAUCAUGGGCAGAGCUGCUGAUGAGGGUGCCGUCAUGUACCACCUACUCAACUCCAGUAGAGGCCCUGCUGUACGUGGACCCAGAGCACAAACAGAUAGGGAUGUUUACGCCCGAGCGGUGCGACGCCUUAUCAAUAACUAUAGUAAUUUACACGUGGAAGAAGGGAUGGUUGAUGAUAUCGUAGUCGAUGGAGGUGCCGUUAGGGGAGUUAUACUGUCCAAUGGCCGCAAUAUAAAUUGCAAAUCGGUGGUUGUCACCACUGGAACCUUUCUCAGAGGACGCUGUCAUCGUUCGAAAAACCUGAUACCCGGGGGACGCUUUGACAGGCUAAACCAGAAUUUUGAACUACCAGCUGAAGGGCUAUGCUCAACCUUUAAGAGGUUGGGUAUUAGCACGAAUCGAUUCAAAACUGGCACCCCCCCGAGACUCAAACGCGAUACGAUCAAUUACGACAUAUUGGAAGUCCAAUAUUCAGACGAACAUCCCAUUCCAUUCUCUUACCUAAACGUAGAUACAAGCAACUUGUUGAACCACGGUGUUAUACAAUGCUACAAAACACGAACGCACAAAGCUACUCAUAGCAUUGUACGAGAGAACUUACACUUGCUUCCAGACUACGAAAGCGGCUAUGGCAUUGGUCUAGGACCAAGAUACUGCCCUUCAUUACCAGCUAAAAUAACAAGAUUCCCAGACGUUAACCAUCAUAUAGUAUGGCUAGAACCUGAAGGUGUAGAUAGCCACCUGGUAUAUCCCAAUGGACUCUCAGGUGCAUUCCCGCAGGAAGUACAACUUAAGUUGCUCAGAACAAUACCUGGUUUAGAAAAUGUAGAAAUUGAUACGCCCGGAUAUGACGUUGAGUAUGACUAUAUCGAUGCCCGUUUGCUAAAGCAUACGCUAGAGUUUAAGCAUAUUAAACAACUGUACUUUGCUGGCCAAAUCUGCGGUACCACAGGAUACGAAGAAGCUGCAGGCAUGGGUAUAGUCGCUGGGUGUAAUGCAGCUCUGUCUAGUUUAAACACAAAUAAGGAAUUUGUGUUAAAUCGCAGUGACGGCUAUAUAGGCGUCCUUAUAGACGACCUAGUCCGUAAAGGAACUAAUGAACCGUAUCGCAUGUUUACUUCACGGGCUGAAGAUCGACUAUUUUUACGCAUAGACAAUGCCGACCUACGAAUGCUCAAAAAGGGAUUAUAUUGCGAGCUAAUCAAGAACCCUGAAAGAUUAAACAACAUUAGGGAGAAGUAUGUUAAAGUCCAAGCUGCCAUAAACCGUCUAAGGACUAUUAUAUUACCAAUGAAUCGCUGGGACCCCAGCUUCAAAAGUAGCGAAUCGAAGAAUGGAUGGGAUAUGCUAGGAACAUCUGGGAUGACCAUAGAUCGCAUAGAAGCCAUUGUUAACGAAUACUACCCCAAGGGGACGAUCGCUACGGUAUGCAAACACAAAAUGUCUACGGCAGAAAACGAAGGUCUGGCAAAGGCAUUCGAAACAGCUGAAGAGAAUUUAAAUACACAGGCAAACAAAAUAUCGGGAAAGCUUACUGAAUACAGUAUGCAGAUACGUAACGUUAUAGAAGCAAGAUGUAAAUAUGCGCCAUUUGUCGAGCGCCAAGCGAAGCAAAUGGAACGUACAUUACGAGGAGGCUCUGUACCAAUCUGUCCAGAUAUGGAAUAUACCAGGGAACAAUUUGCAUUCCUCUCCAAAGAAGAGGUAGAAGUGCUGAAUAAAUAUCGCCCUGGUACUAUCUCAGAAGCUGCAGAUCUACCAGGUGUAACCCCUGCAUCAAUUACAUUGCUUGCCGCGCAAAUUCACAAGACACAGAGAUAACAAGAUGUGUGAGCGUAUGAGUGCCUUAGGGCGCCGGGUC